CACAUUUCACCUGAGAGAGAGCGAGAGAGCUGGGUGGAGAGGUGCUCACAACGGGGCGUCAGUGUGGCACUAAUGCUCUUAUUCUGGGACUGCUUCCAACACCUCCAUCUUAAGGGCCGCUCUGGAGCUAAGCACAGGGGAAUUCGUGCUGCUUUUGGUUCAGUCAUUUAAUGGUAAUUAGUUUUGAGAGGAUACUGAUAUACAGUACUUGAGUAUAGAGGACAGGGGGAAGAGAAGAGAGGAGGGUGAAAAACGGAGAGAGGAGUGAAGGAGAAGGGAUAAACAGGCUGAAGUAAGGAGUGACAACGAAAAGGAUGGUGCAAGGAUCAUCUGAGCUCAUCGCCGUGUGCCUUGCCGUGGUCGGCCUCUUCGGGGCGGCCGCCGUCACUGGAAUGCCCAUGUGGAAGGUCACAGCCUUCAUCGAGGAGAACAUCAUCGUCAUGGAGACCCGCUGGGAGGGCCUGUGGAUGAACUGCUACCGGCAGGCCAACAUCCGCAUGCAGUGCAAGGUGUACGACUCCCUGCUGUUCCUCCCGCCAGACCUCCAGGCGGCCAGGGGCCUUAUGUGCGCCUCGGUGGCCCUGUCCGGCGUGGGUCUGCUGCUGGCCCUGGCAGGCCUGCAAUGCUUCUCCUGCUUGCGGGAGCAGCCACGGCUGAAGCGCACCCUGCUGAUGGUGGCGGGCGGCAUGCAGCUUCUGGCAUCCGUCUGCGUCUUCAUCCCCGUCUCCUGGACGGGCCACGUCAUCAUCCGCGAUUUUUACAACCCGCUGCUGAUCGACGCGCAGCGCCGUGAGCUCGGGGAGGCGCUCUACGUCGGCUGGGUGACUGGCGCUGUCCUGUUCGCCUCGGGCCUGGCGUUCCUGUGUCGCCGGCACGCCUUAACCGAGCAGGGCUCGUUAGACGUGUACCAUCCCGGUGCCAAGCCCACCCUCACCCGCUUCCACCCACUGUCCAGCACGGUCAGCUCGGUCGGACACCAGCCACUGCUGAUGGACCAGACCAGCUUACUCCACCCACAUCCAUCAGUCCACAGCAUGGCUAUCACACCUCAAGGAGGAUACCCUCAACCCACCCAGUACCACCCGCAGUUCAUUCCCUCUGGAGCACCUAUGUUGUAUAAUGGAAGCAUCAUGGCAUCGCACCCAUCCUCAUAUGCAUCUCAUGUAGUUGGGGGACAGGUGACCCCGAUAGAAUUUCUCUACCACAGCCAGCAAUCCACACCUUACACAGCGAGUCAUGGGAUGACGCCAUACGCUUCAUACAACUCCACGUCUAGCUACCACCCUGCCCCGCAAAACCCUGUGUUUAUUGGAUACAACUACUCCAGGGUGCAAGCCCCCAGCUCCACAACCAGCUCAGGGAUGCGAAUUUGAGGACAUGUGGAACAUUAUCUUACCUAUAUGACUGACUUGUUCAUGAAAUACAAAAGCAAGCUCACAGGUUCUUUACCCCGAGCUCCGAAGAACAGUUGGCAUGUCAAACAACCACAGGCAUCUAAUUGUCCUGAGUUUAAAGCAACCUGCAUGCAGUGAUGAUUAGAUGUGAGAUAGUACAGUAUUUCCCGCUAAUGAAGGUGGGUAUGCGAGACAGAACUCUUUGAACGCUUUAAUUGUACUGUGUGUGUGUCAGUGACAAGACUGUGGAGGCAUUCAAGACUGCACUGUUUAGCGUUCACACUACUAAAUUAUUACUGUCUGGGAUGCCACGGUCAGACCAAAUCUAGUGCCAGGAAUUACCACUCAGUAGUAACAGUCAAGUGUCCUCUUAUAUGUAUGUAAUUAAGUUUGUAUAGUUAUUUUAUAUCCACAUUUACAAAUGCCACCACUGACAAAAUAAUGGUAGAAGGGGUGUAAGAAACUACCAGCUUGAACAUUUUUAUAUCAGUCUAAAUCAGUGUAUUGUUGACCAUAUAAACAGACAUGCCCCCAUCAGAUAGGAUCAGUUUGUUUGCAUAAACAUUGUGAAACCCUAUUACUGUUAUGAAGACAGACCAACACUUUUAGUGAUGGCAAAGUGAACAAAAUCUUAAAGCAACUAUGAUAAACUAAAUGGCAAUAUGAAUGUACAUUGUAAUUACAUAAGUAUGUCAAUGCACUGCAAUGAUGUA
Alosa sapidissima (American shad) is the source of this 2107-nucleotide messenger RNA. RefSeq names its product claudin-8-like. The record is from RefSeq and is a predicted model, not a curated record. The transcript has a single exon. Gene Ontology annotation, cellular component: plasma membrane; bicellular tight junction. NCBI's taxonomy places the organism in Eukaryota, Metazoa, Chordata, Actinopteri, Clupeiformes, Clupeidae. Gene Ontology annotation, molecular function: structural molecule activity. Gene Ontology annotation, biological process: bicellular tight junction assembly; cell adhesion. Bases 315 to 1373 code for a protein of 352 amino acids.